AUGAUAGCUGUGGAUGCCACUCAUUUAAAAUCCAAGUACAAGGGUGUUAUGUUUGUAGCAAAUGCAUUCGAUGGUAAUCGAAAUAUAUAUCCUCUUGCUUUUGGGAUCGGGGAUUUGGAGACGGAUGCAUCAUGGCAUUGGUUUUUCACUAAACUUCAUGAAGCCAUUGGUGAGUGUCCCAAUCUUGUUAUUAUUUCUGAUCGCAAUGUUAGCAUAGAGAAUGUGCUGCGAAAUCUUAUUCCAUUACUGAAUUUGAUUGUCAUUUUCGCAAGAUCAAGCGAAAGGAACAUGUUGCAAGGACGCUGCAAGGAACAUGUUGCGGAGUCAAUCUACUCAAUCCUUAGGUUUGCAAGGACGCUGCGAGUGGUUCAUUUGAUAGGGAAAAUUAUUAAUCUCCUUGUGAAAUGGUUCACCGAACGUCGUGAGUUGGCUUUGAAUUGCACAACAACAUUGUGCCCCAAUUUUGGAGAGAAGAAGUUGAGGAACAGGUUGGAGGAUGUUGCAAGGAUGAAUGUGGUUAAAGUAAAUAAUGCACAGUUUAAUGUUUUGGACGGUGAUAUGGACGGCCUCGUAGAUUUGACGAACAACAGUUGCAGUUGUAGAAAGUUUCAGCUUGAGCAGUUACCUUGCAAGCAUGUAGUUGCAGUUUGCUGCUUCUUGAAAGUAAAUGUAUACUCAAAGGCUUCUCGGUAUUACACUCGGAAAACCUGGAUGGAUGCUUAUUCGGAUAGCAUCUACCCGAUACAGCCUCACGGAAUGUGGGAUAUUCUUGAAGAUAUUCGAAGUCGAGUUGUGCUGCCUCCCAUUGCAAGGGUCAUGCCAGGCAGACGAAAGAAGAUAAGAAUUCCCUCGCAAGGAGAGGGCACCAUUAGAAGAAAGUGCUCAAGAUUGCUAUUACUAUUUGAGUGCGAAAUUAAAGGGCCUGGAAUGUAA
Messenger RNA from Prunus mume (Japanese apricot), 933 nucleotides. Lineage: Eukaryota; Viridiplantae; Streptophyta; Magnoliopsida; Rosales; Rosaceae. The record is from RefSeq and is a predicted model, not a curated record.